This is a messenger RNA of Ciona intestinalis (vase tunicate), 995 nucleotides long. RefSeq names its product inhibitor of growth protein 5. The record is from RefSeq and is a predicted model, not a curated record. NCBI's taxonomy places the organism in Eukaryota, Metazoa, Chordata, Ascidiacea, Phlebobranchia, Cionidae. Gene Ontology annotation, cellular component: nucleus. Gene Ontology annotation, molecular function: GTP binding; GTPase activity. Gene Ontology annotation, biological process: regulation of DNA-templated transcription.
CUGUCAAAUAUAUUUAUUUUUUUCUAUUUAGACUACUUGCCACCCCUGUGUCAACCGGGGUAAUCCCCUAUUUACGAUGCGAACAGUUACAACUCUUUAUAUUACGCUUGUUGGGCACGAAGUGGUUUAAUAACAAGAUGGCGACCGCAAUGUAUUUAGAACAAUAUCUGGAUAGUCUUGAAAAUCUUCCGUUUGAACUUCAACGAAACUUCCAGUUAAUGCGGCAGUUGGAUCAAAGGUCAGAAGAUAUUAAGGUUGAGAUCGAUGGAAGAACGGAAGGUUACGUUCGUGAAGCGAAGUCUCUUUCGCCACCUCAGCGUGUCAAGAAAAUCAAAGAAAUCCAAGAGCGAUAUUUAAAAUGUCGUGAAUUCGCUGACGAUAAAGUUCAACUUGCGAUGCAAACUUAUGAAAUGGUGGACAAACACAUUCGAAGGUUGGAUUCGGAUCUAGCAAGGUUUGAAGCAGAUUUGAAGGAAAAGUCGAUACAAGACGCUACGGGGACAUCCAAGGGUGAUUGUGAUGUCACUAUCGGAGACAAGAAGCGAAAGAAAAAAGGUCGCGCGACAUCGGAAGAUGAGAGCAAGAACGGACGGAAAAAACAAAAGACGGGUGUGAUAGAAAUGAUGACAUCACCGCUCGCUGCAGCUUACCAAUCAUCGGACGUGCUUGAUAUGCCUGUGGACCCGAACGAACCAACGUAUUGUUUGUGCCACCAAGUGUCGUACGGGGAGAUGAUCGGUUGCGACAACCAAGAUUGCCCCAUCGAGUGGUUCCACUUCGGCUGCGUUGGAUUACAAACAAAACCGAAAGGAAAAUGGUUUUGUCCGAAAUGUAAAGAUCGAGACCGAAAGAAAAAAUAAUUUUAAAAGAUAUUUCUUUGUAUUGUUAGUUUCCGCAAACAUGUUUUGUUAAAAAAUAAAAACAAAUAUGGAUAAGUCACCUUAGUUUGUGCAAUUAAUAAAAUGAUCAUUUAAUAAAACGCAUGAUGUUGUAAA